GUUCAGUCAGCUGAUUCUCGGCUUCUCCUGCGGCAGAGACGCUACUGACGGUCGGACAGGAUGCCUUUCUCUGAGCUGUAUUUUAACGUGGAUAAUGGCUACCUGGAGGGCCUGGUCCGAGGAUUUAAAGCUGGAAUAUUGUCCCAGGCGGACUACUUAAACCUUGUUCAGUGUGAGACCCUGGAAGAUCUAAAGCUCCACCUGCAGAGCACAGACUAUGGCAGCUUCCUGGCAAACGAGGCAUCUCCUCUCACCGUGUCCGUUAUCGACGACAAGCUGAAGGAGAAGAUGGUGGUGGAGUUUCGCCACAUGAGGAACCAGUCGUACGAGCCUCUCGCCAGCUUCAUGGACUUCAUCACAUACAGCUACAUGAUUGAUAACGUCAUCCUGCUGAUCACGGGGACCCUCCACCAGCGGGCCAUCUCUGAGCUGGUCCCCAAGUGUCAUCCACUGGGCAGCUUCGAGCAGAUGGAGGCGGUCAACAUCGCUCAGACUCCUGCAGAGCUCUACAACGCCAUCCUGGUGGACACACCUCUAGCUGCGUUCUUCCAGGACUGCAUAUCUGAGCAGGAUCUGGAUGAGAUGAACAUUGAAAUCAUUCGAAACACACUUUACAAGGCUUACCUGGAAGCUUUCUACAAGUUCUGCUCCAACCUGGGAGGAACCACAGCGGACACCAUGUGUCCUAUCCUGGAGUUUGAAGCCGACAGGCGAGCCUUCAUCAUCACCAUCAACUCCUUCGGCACAGAGCUGUCCAAAGAGGACCGGGCCAAGCUCUUCCCCCACUGUGGAAAGCUUUACCCAGAAGGCCUUGCUCAGCUGGCCCGGGCAGAUGAUUACGAGCAGGUCAAGGCCGUCGCUGAUUUCUAUCCUGAGUACAAGCUCCUGUUUGAGGGCGCCGGCAGCAACCCAGGAGACAAGACGCUGGAGGACCGUUUCUUCGAGCAUGAGGUGAAGCUGAACAAACUGGCCUUCCUAAACCAGUUCCACUUCAGCGUUUUCUACGCCUACGUCAAGCUGAAGGAGCAGGAGUGCAGGAACAUCGUGUGGAUCGCCGAGUGCAUCGCCCAGCGGCACCGCGCCAAAAUCGACAACUACAUUCCUAUCUUCUAAUCCUCCUCUUCCUUCCUGCUUCCUCUUCCUGUGGUCAUUUCAUUCAGUCUUACAGAAUUUUCCAUCUCGAUGUUAAAGAUUCUGAUGGUUGGCGCUAAAUUCCCUUCAUUCUUCUCUGGUCGGUGUAAAUUAGUCCCGGACACAUCGGUUUGUCCUUAACCAUGUUAACACAUAAUAAACUUUAAUAAACAGGUGAGGAGAGCCACAGUCAGACAGAGCGGGCUGGUUCAGCUUUAACCUGCUCAUUUGACUUUCAAACACUAACCUCUGAUUGUCUAAACUUUCAGACACAUGGCGUGCUUUUUUUGGCCACGCCCGACCAACCAGACAAACACGAUGUAAAGAUAAACCCGGACAGCAGCUUAGCUGUGGAGAAUGGUGAUUUAUUUCAGUGUAAACUCUCUGAGCUCAUGAAAAUCACAGACGCUGUAGAGUUACAGUUAAAACCCUGUUCAGGUUUUUCUCCCACCUGAAAUCUCAGACUGUCCCUGUUUUGGAUUUAAGAACCUAACGGACAUGAAAACGUUCCUCCACUCAGCAUCAGCCUCCUCCAGCAUCCCUAGAUUUAUUUAUUUCUGUUUGUUGUGCUAGAGUGUGUCAGCAUGUCUGCUCAUCUCUGUGUUUCUGUCUGAAGCGUGUGAGCCCCCUCCCUCCCUGAUAGCCGUCUUCACUGGAUUGUUGUUAGAUCUGAGCAGAAUCUUCCGGUCCUUUCCGUCUCUGUUCCCGCGUGAACUCUGGCGUUUAUCUAGAUGAACGUUCUGGAACGAGGCAAAAUCUACCACAAGUAUAUGGCAGACUUGAUGUUUAAAGUAUACAAAGAUAUAAAGAUAUUUAAAGAUGAGUAUAUGAUUUUGUUUUUCAUGCUGUAAAAUUGAUUUAUUGCCGUUUUGAUCUGUUUCUUACUUGUGAAAUGUGUAUUGUAAAUGUGACAAAAUGAUUAAACAGACUGAACUGCACUGA
Cheilinus undulatus (humphead wrasse) is the source of this 2073-nucleotide messenger RNA. RefSeq names its product V-type proton ATPase subunit d 1. The record is from RefSeq and is a predicted model, not a curated record. The transcript is spliced from 8 exons. Gene Ontology annotation, biological process: proton transmembrane transport; vacuolar acidification; vacuolar transport. Gene Ontology annotation, cellular component: early endosome; proton-transporting V-type ATPase, V0 domain; vacuolar proton-transporting V-type ATPase complex. Gene Ontology annotation, molecular function: proton-transporting ATPase activity, rotational mechanism. NCBI's taxonomy places the organism in Eukaryota, Metazoa, Chordata, Actinopteri, Labriformes, Labridae. The coding region runs from base 61 to 1113 and encodes 350 amino acids.